Phaeodactylum tricornutum CCAP 1055/1 is the source of this 1584-nucleotide messenger RNA. RefSeq lists its product with no specific name. The coding region runs from base 189 to 1205 and encodes 338 amino acids. NCBI's taxonomy places the organism in Eukaryota, Bacillariophyta, Bacillariophyceae, Surirellales, Neidiaceae. The record is from RefSeq and is a predicted model, not a curated record. The transcript has a single exon.
UGUAGAGUACCUCCAGCUUCCGAUCUUGGUCGGUUGGACCGCCAAAUCGAACGAGUUGACUACAAGACAGACAACUCUUCAACUUUCGGUUCACAAAAAUAGCAAAGCCAUUCUACAAAUUGAGUGAACUGACAUUUGCUCGCAAACUCGCAGUCUCGGAGAACAUUCACAACUUACCCUUUCUGACGAUGACGUUCGUUCGCGUGUUCCUUGGCGUCGCAGUAGCCUUACGCUUCGUAGCGACGUCGGCCUUUGAUACACCGGACGUGUUCCCCGCCAGUACGCGGGCGGCCUUGGCGGCCAAGUCCGGAUCGCUCAAUCCCUCGCAGGGCUACACCACGGCGGGCUGGUCCAACCGCGCCGCGACGGUCCUCACUCCGGUGCACCUGGAUCCCAACGUAUACACGGGCGAUCGUCCGUUUUACUGGAACCGCAUCGACGUUGGCUGCCGGAUGACGGUCAUCGAGCUACCUGCGGACGAUUCAACGUCUGGACGACCCGAUUUGUGGGUACACUCCCCCGUGGGCCUCGACGGACCGAUGCAACAGGCACUCAACCAACUCGGAAACGUCAAAUACGUCGUGUCGCCCAAUUACGAACAUCUCAAGUUUGCCGCGCAAUGGUAUCAAUCGUUUCCGCAAGCCGACAUGUGGGGAUGUCCCGGACUCGCCCAACGCAUGGAGAACAUCCAAUGGAAGGGUGAAAUUCCCGACGGGUUUCGGCCGACGGCCUGGAAAGGCGGACCCGGGACCCAAAUGGAGCCGGACUCUGGGAUAUGGGAUACCAACAUCAUUCAGCCCCUCCACAUUGACAUUGAAAAGAAUCCGUUUACCGGAAAGCCCUUUUUUAACGAAGUCGUCUAUUAUCACCAACCGUCCAAAACUUUACUCUGCACCGACUUGUUUUGGAACUACCCCGCCGAUGUGGUUCCCAAUUCUCAGUACGGCGCCGACGACACUUGGGAAUUGGCCCCUCGGGUGACGGGAAUUCCCGUCGGUAGUCGUCUGUGGAAGUUCGGUAUGGACCAGAUCUACCGUCCCUUUUUCAACAACUUCAUGGUCACGGAUCAAUCGCAAUAUCGCGACGUUGUCAACCACAUUCUAGACGUGUGGGACGUCGAGACGCUCAUUCCAGCGCACGGUGAUAUCUUGCGGGGUCGAACCUUGAUACGUCAGGCUCUGCGCGAACACUUUCAGCUGGACUAACUUUGGGUGUCCGAGGGGCACGCCUUCGAAAGGCAAGGAUAACCCGUUGAGUGGCAGGUGGGUGCCCGAAAAGGACACGCAUAUCCAUCUAACUGUAGAUUGUCAAAAGUAGUCCAAGCAGCGGGAUGGAUCGGAGCAUUGAUAUCAAUCCGAGCGGCCCUGAAGUGAAAGCUAGAUAUGCAGCUGACGUGGUGUGUCGAAAACCAAUGAGAUUUUCAGGAGAAGAACCCAUCCAAGGCAAUGCACGUCACCCAGUUCUCUUGAAUUAUUAUUGAAGGAUAUCCAGAGGGGCAGCUAGGAUGGUGUAAAGGGCCGGAUAUUGUUUUAUAGCUAGCUAUUAGUAAAAAGAAAAUGAGAAAUAAAGUCACUUGGCCAGGCU